CGACUAUAACAGCGAAUCUCUGGCUCUAAAGAUGCAGCGGAGAUGAUAAGCAACAAGUGUCGCAAAGUAGACUUGGACUUCUAUCUACACCGGGUUUUCCGAAAGAAGUCGUUCCGCCCUCUGCAGCGAGAGGUAAUCGCAGCGGCUGUGGAAGGCCAUGAUAUCUUCUUGCAGGCAUCUACAUCGUUUGGCAAGAGCUUGUGCUUCCAAUUGCCUGCUGUCAUCAGUCAUGGCGUUACUGUCGUUGUAUGUCCGCUUCUUGCAUUGAUGACGGAUCAAGUAAACGCACUCCAAGCCCUAGGAGUAGCAGUGGCAACGAUCAAUUCAACUACUUCACUUUUAGAGAGACGCGAGAUCAUACAAGAUCUUCUCUCAGGACAUCCUAGGACCCGUCUUCUCUAUGUAACCCCAGAGCUGUGUCAAACGGAGAUGUUCCGGCGGAACCUUCAGAUAAUGCAUUCCCAGGGAGAGCUAAACCGUAUAGCUAUUGAUGAGGCUCAUUGUAUUAGUGUAUGGGGCCAUGACUUUCGCCCUGCGUACAAGGAACUCUCCUGGUUCAAGCGGUCCUUGAACAACCCUCCAGUUCCGAUCAGUGCCCUAACGGCAACCGCGACUCCACGUGUCCGCAAGGACAUCUUAACCCUCCUCGGUUUAGAUCCCUGCAAAUUGAAGAUUUUCAACACACCAUCGGCUCGCCCAAACAUCCACUACGAGAUCAGAUAUCAAGGCUUCAUCGAUGACGAUGAACACCUCGAAAUGCCCCAGAUUCUCGACUUUGUCUCCUGGCUGAAGUCCAUCCACAGUCGUCGAGAAGCCAGAUUGGCCGGUGAUGCUACUGCUAACCUUCCGCCCAUGACCGGUAUAGUUUACGUUACCCUACGAACUGCAUCGGAAAAUCUAGCCCGCAGAUUGUCGUCAUGUUGGGAUGGCAAGAUCCGUGCAGUCGCAUACCAUGCUGGUCUUUCCUCACAGGACAGAAUCCGAAUUCAAUCGCAGUGGACAUCCCCACAGUCGCUCGCAAAGGCAGGCAGCCAAAACCCUGCGUUCCACAUCAUAGUCGCAACCAAUGCGUUCGGAAUGGGUAUCGAUAACCCCCACGUUCGCUUUGUAGUGCACUGGAACCCUCCUCGAAGCUUCGAGGGCUUUGUACAAGAGUCCGGCCGCGCAGGCCGGGAUGGCCGUGCCGCCGCAUCAAUCGUAUACUAUGGCACCCUAGAACGAGACAGAAUACUCAAUCUUAUUUACCGAGACAUCGAAAGUGCUAUCAGCCGCCUCAACAAGAAAGUAGCCAAUGGGAAUCCCAAAUACCACCCCGACACAAACCUUCAAAACCAGUACGCUCGGUUACGGAGUUAUCAGAAAGUUGUCUGGUACUGCGAGUCAACUAGCCGAUGCAGACACGAAAUGAUCAAGGAUCUCUUCGGCGACCUAGAACUCAAAAGGAUGGGUUCUCAGGCACCGAGCUCAGCAAUGAACACCACGGGCUCAAGCGCAUCGCCAUGCGACUUUGCUUGUGACUUUUGCAAAGAGGGCCCUAAAAGCCUCGCGCUUCGCAAGGCAAAGAUGAUGCUCGAGGACGAGCUGUGGAGUGACGGGGGAAAGGAUUAUAUGUUGGGCAUGGAGGCGAGAUAUCCGGAUGCCUUUAUUGACCCCGACUGAAUCUGAUCAAAUAGAGUAUGUGUUCUAUGUAUAUCGUAACGAAAUGGAAGAUAUGAGUACAACGGCUGUUUUCCACUCCAAACUGAUGCUGAAGACCCUGGUUGUUUUAGGUUUCAGAGUAAUAGUAUAUUUCUCUCUCUACUUGUAUGCCUUCUUCUAGCAGGAUCAUCACUAUGGCGAUCAAGCCUUUUUCAUGCGAAUGUUAAUCCUACCGGGCACGGCGGCGCAGAGCAAUGAGAUGAUGCUGAACAAUAA
Molecule: messenger RNA, 1914 nt
Organism: Aspergillus alliaceus
Lineage: Eukaryota; Fungi; Ascomycota; Eurotiomycetes; Eurotiales; Aspergillaceae
Product: putative RecQ family helicase RecQ
Exons: 4
Coding region: 43-1659 (538 amino acids)
Biological process (GO): double-strand break repair via homologous recombination
Cellular component (GO): cytoplasm; chromosome
Molecular function (GO): ATP binding; 3'-5' DNA helicase activity; four-way junction helicase activity
Source: RefSeq, a predicted model, not a curated record